AUGUCUGUACCUCAAUUGCCUAAUCUGACCAUCACAUUGGUAUCUGAUACAUUGUCCAUCUAUAAUACCGAUUCAGCCGUUGAAUCAAUAAUAAUAUUUAACUCUAAAUCCAAGAAAUUAAUUGGUGCAUCCAAUGACCAAGUUACCUUAAAGUUUGCUCAACAGAUCACUGCCUAUGCAGCAAAUGUCAUUCAAGAUUACGAAUCAACCCCCCUAGGGAAGGCAAACUUUGUGAAAGUCAGUUUCGGUUCUAAUACUUUAAUCAUAAUACCGAAUAAAGAGUAUAGUAUAUGCGCAGUUGUCAAGAAAUGA
This is a messenger RNA of Dujonia railenensis, 312 nucleotides long. The record is from the annotation of a GenBank genome assembly. NCBI's taxonomy places the organism in Eukaryota, Fungi, Ascomycota, Pichiomycetes, Serinales, Debaryomycetaceae.